Eruca vesicaria subsp. sativa (arugula) is the source of this 354-nucleotide messenger RNA. The record is from the annotation of a GenBank genome assembly. NCBI's taxonomy places the organism in Eukaryota, Viridiplantae, Streptophyta, Magnoliopsida, Brassicales, Brassicaceae.
AUGGCGAAUAUAAUGUUUUUGUAUCAGCCUGUUGGAACCGGUUUCUCCUACAAAAGAACUUCAAUUACUGAGAAAAUCAGUGAUACUGUAGAAAUUGUUCGGGUUCAUGAGUUUCUUCAGAAGGUGUGGCUAAACAAGCAUCCUGAGUUUUACUCCAACCCUUUUUACGUCGCUGGAGAUUCUUAUUCUGGUAAGAUCAUUCCGGGCCUCGUUCAAAAGAUCUCAAAAGUUAUGUUUUAUUAUUACAUGAACAAACGGAUUGAUGAGCAUUUUAAUAUGAACCGUUAUUUAAAGGCGAUUUCGAGAGACAUGGCUUAUUCUACACAAACAACAUCACCUCAAAGGCAUAUUUAA